AUGAUAGCAUGCCUGUUUUUUGGCUCAAACUUUGCAAGAAGGAAGAGAUUGUUGACCGGCCGCGUUAUGUCGCCCCUGUUUACAAAACAAGCGAGAGGUGAGGUACGCUCUCAACCACAGGCCAGUCCACUAACUUUGUGAUGGACAUGCGCGCGCCAUCUCAUCAGCCACAGUCCCAUUGGAUCAUGCGUGGUGUGGCUCUUCUUUGCCAGUUGGAUGAUUAA
Porites evermanni is the source of this 224-nucleotide messenger RNA. Lineage: Eukaryota; Metazoa; Cnidaria; Anthozoa; Scleractinia; Poritidae. The record is from the annotation of a GenBank genome assembly.